Molecule: messenger RNA, 7231 nt
Organism: Epinephelus lanceolatus (giant grouper)
Lineage: Eukaryota; Metazoa; Chordata; Actinopteri; Perciformes; Serranidae
Product: protein MTSS 2
Biological process (GO): plasma membrane organization; cell projection assembly
Cellular component (GO): actin cytoskeleton; cytoplasmic side of plasma membrane
Molecular function (GO): phospholipid binding; actin binding
Source: RefSeq, a predicted model, not a curated record
GAUCGUAUUACUGGCUGCUCUCCCCGCACCGCUGAGCCCACCACCUCUGCACCAAUCACAGCCUGCCUUUACCUACGCGCACAUGCAUGCACGAACGCACAGACACAGACCCUGACAUAUACACACACACGAACGGCGAUCCACCGCUCCGGUUCUCCGCUGCCUUCACAUGCGUCCCCGCCGACUCCGCGUAGCGCUGGCUGCGCCAAGAUGAGCGGAUGUCCCAGUACCAUCUGAACGUCUCACCGCCUGACUGACCCAGAGCCGGGGAGAGAGAGAGACAGACGGAGACAGAGAAAGAGAGAGAGACCAUCUUUCCUCUCUCACAACCCAUCUCCCUUUCGCUUGGAAGAGACCGCAGCGCAAGCCAUUUCUUUCGGCAUCUUUUCCUUUUUUCCUCAUCUCCCUCCUCCUCCUGUUCUUGCUGCAUCCCUCCGUUACUGUCGGUCUCCCGGUUUGAAGGAGAAACCGGAGAGCCCGGUCGUAAUUUUGUGGAAAUACAUUUUGCAUUUUUUUUUUUCCUGCUGAGUGUUGGUAGCGCGCAGUUGGUGCGCGCUUGCAAAUUCCGGUGAAUGGUGGAUUUGGCAAACAUGGAGACCGUGGAGAAGGAAUGCGGGGCCCUCGGGGGUCUAUUCCAGGCGAUUGUCAACGACAUGAAGUGCUCCUAUCCUGUGUGGGAGGACUUCAGCGCCAAGGCCACCAAGCUGCAUUCCCAGCUCCGAACCACUGUUCUGGCUGCUGUGGCCUUCCUGGAUGCCUUUCAGAAGGUCGCAGACAUGGCUACCAACACCAGAGGAGCAACCAGGGAUAUCGGUUCAGCUCUGACCAGGAUGUGCAUGAGGCAUCGCAGCAUUGAAGCCAAACUUCGCCAGUUCACUAAUGCUUUGAUGGAGAGUCUGAUCACUCCUCUCCAGGACAAGAUUGAGGACUGGAAGAAGACAGCAAACCAGCUGGAUAAGGAUCAUGCCAAAGAGUACAAGAGGUCACGCCACGAGAUCAAGAAGAAGUCAUCUGACACCAUGAAACUACAGAAGAAGGCUCGUAAAGAGAUCCAGGGACGAGUGGACCUGCAGCCUCAGCUGGACAGUGCCAUGCAAGAUGUGACUGACAUGUGCCUGUUGAUGGAGGAGACAGAGAAGCAGGCAGUGCGCCGGGCCCUUGUGGAGGAGAGGGGUCGCUUCUGCACUUUCAUCGGCUUCCUUCAGCCUGUUGUGAAUGGAGAGAUCGCAAUGCUGGGUGAGAUCACCCACCUCCAGGCCAUUAUUGAUGACCUCACUGUGCUUACAACCGAUCCUCACAAACUGCCCCCAGCUAGUGAACAGGUGAUCAAAGAUCUGAAGGGUUCAGAUUACACCUGGUCCUAUCAGACACCUCCUUCAUCCCCGAGCAGCUCUGGCUCCCGUAAGAGCAGCAUGUGCAGCAGCGUCAACAGAGCCCACAGUAGUGCCUCCCGUUCGUCAGGGGGAGGUGGUAGUGGUGGUGUUGGUGGAGGUGGUGGAGGCUCCCAGCCCCAUUCACCCACCUCAUCCUCCUCCUCCUCCUCCUAUCGCUACCGCAGCAGCCUGCCACAUCAACCCCCACCACCGGGGGGUAUUGCUGCCCACCGACUCAGCAGCGUCUCCUCCCACGAUUCGGGCUUCGUAUCCCAGGAUGCAAACAUUUACUCCAAACCCCCCUCGCCCAUGCCUUCGGACAUUACUAGCCAGAAGUCAUCCAGCUCGGCAUCGUCAGAGGCCUCAGAAACAUGUCAGUCAGUCAGUGAAUGCAGCUCCCCAACCACUUUUGGCACGUCCUUCGCUACCUUCCGCCCUGCUCUCUCUCACUCUGGCUCCACCAGGCCUCUCUCUGUCAUUCUUCCUGUUCCUGCGUCCCCACCCUAUAACUGCCCCCCUGGAUCCAGCUCCUCCUCUCCCACAUCAAAGGUUCCUAUGUGGAAGGAUUGGUCCAAAGCAGGUCAGUAUGAGCAGCCGGUAGCUGCAGCGGCAGUUCAGAGGAGAAAGGAACCUCUCGAUAGACUGAGGGAGAACGAGAUGUCGCCAGGCUCCCAGGGAUACGCCGGGCCAUCACACCCUGAUGACUCGCAGAGACCCAGGAUGACCCCAGCUACCAUCGCUGCCAAGCAUGGAGAGGAGGUGUCUCCAGCAGCCAGUGACCUGGCCAUGGUGCUGACCAGAGGACUGAGUAUGGAGCAGCAGAAAAGCAGCAGAGACUCCCUGCAGUACUCCAGUGGCUACAGCACAGAGACCACAACUCCAUCCUGCUCCGAGGACACAAUCCCCUCACAAGGUUCAGAUUAUGACUGCUACUCAGUAAACGGUGAUGCUGAAGGUCCAGAUGGACAGGGAGAGUUUGACAAGUCCUCCACUAUUCCUCGCCACUCUAACAUCGCCCAGAACUACCGGCGCAUGAUCCAGACCAAGAGGCCAGCCAGCACGGCGGGCUUGCCCAGCGGGGUUCUUGGUCCAGGGGGUCAUGGGAUACCAGGACAACCUGGUGGAACUGGUGGAGGUGGAGCAGGUACUCCAGGCACUGCCACAAUACGCCGAACCCCAUCUACCAAACCAGGCGUGAGGCGCACACUGUCCAACGCGGGGCCUAUCCCCAUCCGACCACCUAUUGUGCCUGUAAAGACACCCACUGUUCCCGGAGACUCACACUCACCUGGCGCAGCUGGUGGUGGGUACGCAGGUGGUGGGCACUCAGGUGGCGUGCCUGUGCGUGUGGGCAGUGAGGAGUGUGUGUUUUUCACUGGAGUCGAGGAUGCACAGGGAGCGCUUGAUUAUGUGAAGGCGUCACCGAAGCGCCUCAGCCUGCCUAAUACUGCCUGGGGAUCAGGGGCGGCGUUAGAGGUCUACGCUCAGCAGCAUGGAGGCCUUGCCAUGGUAACAGGCUCAGGGGCUGGAUCAGAGGAGGAUCAAAUGAUCGCGGCCAAUCGGCACAGCUUAGUGGAGAAGAUUGGCGAGUUGGUAGCCAGUGCGCAUGCACUUGGAGAGGGGCAAUUUCCUUUCCCUGCUCUCCCUGAUGACCCAACCCUGCCUCCAACUGGCCCCACUGACACAGGGACAGAGGGGGCAGAGGGGACCGGUGACAUGUUGACCACCAUCAGGAGAGGAGUCCGCCUUCGCAAGACCGUCUCCAAUGAUCGCUCAGCACCACGCAUCUUGUGAUUGGAGGAGAAGCAGGAAGAGGAUGAUACUUGUCAGCCAAUAGGGAGUCAGGUGUUGGUGUGGUGCAACCCAACCGCCUAGUACAUACACAAACACUUAACUAUGUAGGGAAAGCUAUAAUAUAACAGAAGAUGAAUGAAAACAAGAACAUACACAAAAAAUAAGUUUAAAGACACCAUUAGAGUAAAUGAUAUAUAAUAUAAUGAUAAUAAUAACAUUAAUAAUGUUAACUCAUGCUGACAAUUAAAAGUGAAAUACUGAAUAUUGACAGGCUCCUAGCAGGCCACUAUAACUAGUGUGUGUUGGACGCAUGUUUGUCUUCUCUACACCUUCACCCAGGGAUGAAAAGACUCGCAGGAAAAAACAGAUAAGAUUAAAAAAAAAAGGCAAAGAAAGAGAGAAAGACUGGGUUCUCUUCAUCAACUCACACCCUUCCCCAUCCUCUUCUCCAACUAACCCAACUGUCUAAUCCCAGAUGAAAGACUGAUGACUGAAGGAAGGCCCUGUGGGGGCGAGAGAGAGGGGGGUCAGAGUGCCAUGUGACCAGCUGGAUUUGAACCCAGGCUGUCUCAGCAGCAACAUACUGUACUUAUUAGCCCACUGAACUGAAGCUUUGGUAUUAGCACGGGGAGCUAACAAGCCAGAGGGCUCCUCUGGUUCAUCCUAAUGUAAAAGAGUCUUUAAAAAAUACUGUUGGCAUUGAACCGUGCUAGUGCCCCCUUCCCCUCUCUCUCUCUGUGUGCAGUGUGUGCGUGUGUUCAUGUGUAUGCAUGUGGGCAAAUGUGAAAUGCGAGCGAGUGUGCACAUGUGAUUGACUGUGUGCGUGCGCGAGGGGGGUGGGUCGAGCUCUGCUGCAGGACAGCUGGUCACCCAACGAGGGCAGGGCUUUUCUCCUGUGUGUUGUACGUGUAUUUUCUUGUUUAUAUCGUGAAGUCAUUUACCUUGUUACAACUGUACGAGAAGUUACGAGAAGUAAUCCAGGCGUAUAGAUAUAUUCAUAUAUAUUUUCUAGAACCAGAGAGAAAAUGUUAAAUCAGAAAUGGAGCAAUAAAUGUGUUUUAUUUUCUUGUUUCCAAGAAGAGGAUCGAUGGAGGAUUGUAGGUUCUCCUUUGUCACAUUCAGGCAAUCAUCAGGAAUGCUAAAUUACACAUCGACUGUGAAUUCAUGCGCAGCCAGUUUUGGCGUUGUCUCUCUCCUUGUCCCUGUCUCUUUCUGGUGGAGGAAAUGGAUUACAAAAAUGUUGAAAAAAAUAACUGUAAGCACUUUGAUAGAUGGUAGAGUAUGUACAAUUACCACUAGGUGUUGCUGUAGUCAUACUGUAUGAUAGGGGGAGUGUAAGUGAGAGAUGGUUGCCAAUAAGACUGUCCUGAGGAAAUUAUUUAAUUUGUAGGAGGAGAAGAAGAAGAAGAUGACAGGGAGGGACAAAGAGGAAGUGAUAAAGACUGAUGGAAAUGGAGUGAUUGGUCAAAUGAGAGAUGGGAAAGGAAAGUAGAGCAAAAUAUUUAUCUAAAAAUGGAUUGGACAUCAGGGCUCUUCAGGGUUCUACAAGCCAUUGCCUGCUGUGGAUUGUGAAUAGUACUGAAGCUUUUUAUGAUGUGGUUGCACUGGUUUCUGAGCACAUAAUGCAAAAAAUACACUGCACAGAUAGGUCAGACUACAUUUGGAAAUGGGCUUUAAAGGGUCGGUUGACCCAAAUGUCAAACAAACAUGUUUUCUCACAAGCCAUGCAAAUAGUAAUUAGAGCUACUUUCUACCACAGUAAUCAUCCCUUAAAAACUGUUGGCACAUUCAAUAGAUUACCAAGAGUAGCAAGGAUAUAUUACUGUUGAAUUUCUUUAAAUGCUAUCUUUCAAUACUGUGAGCACAACAAAUGAAAUUCCAUUCACCUUCAUUGUACUUGGGAUGAGGCAGAAAUCUCAAAACCUGAACGGAUAAAACAAACAAACAAAAAAAAUCUAUCAACAUGCCAAGAUAAUGUAGAGAUACAGUAUGACAGAAACGAUGCGCUUUUGUAAUAUAGGUUCAACAACACUUAAACCUACACCAACAAUAGACUUAAAAUAUAUAUGAUUAUGUUCAUUAGAUAUACAGUUAUAAUUGUACGCCAUGGUUUUCAACACAAAUGCUGUGGAACUGUAAUUCCAAUGUCCAAAAAAUUAUAUAUUAAAAGGCAGUCUUCAUCAAUGUUCAUGUGCAUAUACAUAUCAGCACACUAGCUUAUCUGCAAAUAUAUUCUUACCUAUAAAUACUGUAUAUUUUUGCGUUAUGGGAGGGCAAACCUUGAACAUAGCUGAACAACAGUCUUGUUUCCCCAGACUGGCUCCACUUAAAACCUUCUCCUUUAUAAAAUUUACAACAAUUAGUCUCAUUUCAAAGGAUACCCCACAAAAAAUCUAAGUUAUGAUUUCAGUUGCAAUAAUGGCCCCACAGUAGAUAAAAACAUGACAAAAAAAAAAAGGAGAGACCACGCACAGUUGGUUGCACAGUGUUGGGCGGUAGUUUACUGCCAGCUAGCAACUAGCAGCUUUGUCUCUGCUCUGCUUCAGUUGAGGAUGGGACUUCUCUUAAAAGUAAUAGUAAUGUUACUAACUACUAUUGCUGUUAAAUAAUGUGUAAUGAGCAAUUAUUACAUAUUUCAAGUAACUUGCACAACACUGGUCUUUAAGAAGAGGUGAAACAAAAGCAUUUAGACCAACAUGUAUUUAGCCACAGAAAGUAAAUGUAAUUCCAGUAAUCAGGUUCAUUCAUUGAUUGUUGUGUGACAACCCUGUCUCCUAGAAAUUAUGUUCACUAAAUUGCAUUCAACAUAAUUGCUGCAUGGAUUAUGUUCAGAAUUUUGAGUAAUGAGUUAAAGAAAUACCACAUCAUGUACCACAAUGGUUUGGCAGGGAGGUGGUUGAGGUGGAUGGUGGACAUACAGAGUGCAUGUAGACGCCUGUCUUAUGUUUGGCAACAAAAGCACUUUGGUUAGGGUUUAGGGAAGAUCAUGAUUUCACUGAAGUGUUAAAUAAAAGGGAAAUUAAAAAAUAAUUGUGUAGUCAAUACAAGUGGAAACUGUACUGCAGACUUACCUCUUUUAUGGUGGAAAACAAAUGUAAUACAUUUUCAGUGGACAUUUUGCUGAUCAGCCAUUCAGUAUCAACAUAUCUGAGACUUGCCAGGUAUGUUAAUUAGCAGCAUUUCCUCAUAAUGCUAAUGAAAAUCAUAUUUCACCCAGCAUUACCUUUCCCUCAAAAAUUGGUUGUAUAUAAAUCUUGUUUCUUGGAGACAGUGCUGUGUACUGUGAACACUAUGGUUCGGCUCAGUUCAGUGCAAAUAACCCAGUUCAGCUCAGGACACAGCUGUAUGAAAGGAUUACUUAUGGACAUUACGAUGUGAGGAAAGGUGAAGCCUGUUUGAUGCGCUCGCUGAUGACAAAGAAGCAGGAGGGUUUAAAUUAGACUUUUGAAGCUGACAGAGAGGAAGAUGUGUGUGGAAUGAGCAUUUCACUGCCUGUUCAUACAAUAUGUACUGUAUGUGCUGUACUUGUAAAUGAGAAUGAGGCGCACAGAUUUGGUAUAACGGUUUGUUAGAAAAUACUACAUGGAAUAUUCAGUUUCAGUAUUAUUAUUUUUAUUAUUUUUCACUCUGCAGUAUUGUUUGAAUAUUUAGUCUUACUUUUAAUUAAUGUAAAAAACAAAAGAAAAAAACCCAGUUGUAACACAAAAUACUAAGCUGUGUAACAUAUGGAUGUAGGAUGUGUGGGCCGAGAGUGAGUGUGUCCUUGUUUGGCUGGUGAAUUCUUCAUCAGCAUGUCCGUAUAUUCUUCUAGCAGUGACCUGAACAUAGCUGGCGACAUCAGCAUUCUUAUAAGCCCUUUUUUAUUGAGUUAGUUCUUUAUUUAACCUCGGAGAGAGCACCAUUAACAUAUUUGUGGCCAUUUAAAAAGAAAACUAUGAUUUAAUUUAAAGAGAUAGAGAGGAGAAUGUUUGCAGUUUUUAAACAUUGUCACCCUCUGCCAGCACACUUUUUUGUUGAACUUUGAACUUUUAACAGUGCUUCAGGCAAGGGGGGUGGUUAUGUUU